CGAGGGGAUUUAACAGACAUUCCCUUCGCCCUUGUCAUUGGCGGCUGAUACUUCGCUUCUUCCCGGGAUUGGUUGGUCGGGUCCUGGAAGGCAGCCCCCACAGUUUAGGGGUAGCGCAGUUCAAUCGUGUUUUCGCCGCAGGUCCCUAACUUUGGGCGGUUGUGCUGCGGUUCUGAAGUUAAAAUUGGCGCGUCUUCUGCGAGGGCAGAGGGAAAAAACGCGGAGAGGAAAAAGAGAAGAGCUCGCUUUCCUGGCGCUCACUCGAGAGGCGCCGUGGGCGUCGCAAAGUUUACCUCAAGACUUGGACCGAAGCAGCUGUUAAAAGGCACUCAACGCCAUGGGGAGACUCACCCUUGCCUUCUCCUUAGCGUUUCUGCUGCUGGAGACCCUUUGCAGAGGACAACCUGAUUUAUUUGACUUAAGUGAUGCACUUGGAGAUGUUUCUACUAAGAAUCCUAACUCAGUUACCAAAAAGCCAAAUGAUGACUUGAACUUAGAAGAUGCCUUAAAUGGUGGCGAUGAUUCCAAAAAACCAGCACCACCACCCCCUCAGCCCAAACCUGGGAGUCAUGGCAAUAGUGGGGGAAUUAGUGAUUCAGAUUUAUAUGAUGGUGAGUUGCCACCUGAGAAGCCACAAUCAGGCCGUGCUUCUAACCCUUCCUCAGGUGGGCAUGAUUCUGACUCCUCUGGAAAUACAGAAGGUUCUCAAGGCAUGCUAGCUGGCAUUAUUAGUUCAGUUGUAGUGGCAAUAGCUGGAGCUGUUUCAAGUUUUAUAGCAUACCAGAAGAAAAAGCUUUGCUUCAAAGCAAGUGAUCAAGAGAAUGUUAAUGUGGAAAGCCAGCAAGGAGCACAUGCAGAGCCACCUGUUCAGCAAACUCUUUUGCAGAAACAAUAGUAGAAUUUGACAUGAAGAGAAGACCAGAAACUGGAUUCAUAGCCUGCGUAUUUCCCCGAAGCAGUGAAACAAUGGAAUUGCAAAGUAGAGCUUAAAAUAGGCCUGUUGAAACAUCUUUAGAAAGGGAGUGUGAUGUCUUAACCAAUGAAAAAUGUUUUCAUAUACCAUUUACCUUCUGAAGUUCAAAAUUGUACAGAGGGUGAUCAUUGUUUUUAAAAUGUAUUUUUAUUGCAUACAUUGAUUGGAUUAAAGUUUUUUUUUUCUUUUUUUGUGGCAAGAACCUUGAAAAGGGAGAUGAAUGUACUUGUAAAACAACUUUGGGCAGGCUGUUCACUGAGUAAAGCCCCGUUUAUAGUAAGACACCCCAGAGAAGUGCAGUUUGUCUUUGCAUGCUGAUGCACAUUACACCAUACUGAUAAAGCCAGCUACUUAGGUGUUGGGGGCAAAGCACGUUUGCUCUGACCAGAUCAGUGGCUCUUAAUGCAAUAUAGUUGCUUGCUCCAUAGUUGAAGUUACAUUUUCCAGAUAGGCUAAGAAUCAAUAGGACAAGUCCCCGUGUCCCUGUAGCUCCAAUUGCUAAAAAUUAACAUCUUUCCUUCUGCAUAGUAGUUCUUGGUCAAAUUUAAAAAAUUGGGUAUAAAUGUCUUAUCUGCCUAGCAAACACUUUUUGAAAUUUUACCAUUGUGUAUAGUACAUAGGAAUUGAAGGCAUUAAAAGCGUAAUUAAGUUGCCUUAAUAUUUCUGAGUUGGAAAUAAUCUUAAAAUAAUCCUUAUUUUGAAUAAGUUGCAUCUGAAGGUUUAUUAUUUGCAUGUGGCAAGGCUAUAUUUCUGAGCUGCAUGAUCCUGGGAAAAAUGUGAUUUUAAAGAAAGUGCACCACGCUCCUACAUAUUCCACAACACUUCUAUGGAGUGUAAUCCAAAACCCUGCAUAGCCAUAGGACGAAGCUAUAACUUUUACAUCAAGCUUGCUUAGGGUUACUGUGGAAAAGGUCUGCUAUGCUUCCUGGUUCCUAGCCACAACCAGCAUGGCUAAUAAAAAUCUGCCAUUGGUUAGUCCUUAAUGAAACAUGAGAACCUAGCCAGGGUAUAUAGUGGCUUGCUUAAGUUCUUUCACCAAUUACUACCAAAGAUGAUAUGCAUCCUGGAUUUCGAUGAUAUGUUACAUCCUAAAAUCAUAAUCUUGUGCAUCUGGGACCAGCACUUUUUUAACACCCCACCAGGUGUGCAGCAGGGACCAGCAUUUUUUUUUACAGCCCCCCUUCCCCCACUGCCAGUGCCGCAAGGAGCCUGAUAGUUAGUAAUACAUCCCCUUUGUAUUACUUUUUUAGUUAAGAUUUAGGAGCUUAACACACCUAUUUACUGCUUUUGGGGUGGUGGUGGAACUCAAGGGUCUAAAUUAGUGUUUUUCAAACUUGGCAACUCUAAGAUGUGUGGACUUGAACUCCCAGAAUUUCCUUAGGGUUAGCAUGUAGGGUUAGCAUGCUGACAGGUGGAUUCUGGGAGUUGAAGUCCAUAUUAGUUACCAAGUUUGAAAAACAUUGGUUGACAUAAACCCUUCCAAUGCUGUGAUUUUUUUUUUUAAGAGUGAGAAAAUUGCACUAUAGUUACCCUAUAGCUACCACAAAAAUUUUGGUGGUAUUAUUUUGAGGGAUCUACUUUAGGGGAAUCAUACACAGCUGGAAGCUGUUCACCCAUUUUAAAGUAACUUGUCAGGGUUGUUUACUACCCCUUCCAAUAGGAGGAGUAGAGGUGAGGGCAGGAGCAGGUGCAUUCCAUGCUGAACUAUAAGCCUAGAUAAGCAUGUGAACUGGCCCAUAAUUGCCUCUUUCUUUGCCCUUAUGCCAUAAUAAUGGAGUUGCCACUUAAAACUGUACUUCAAACUGCAUGUGCCUCUGAUUAGAGUUUACCUUACUGUUCACAAGUGGCCUACUAGCUCUGUGCUUUGCAUUUCAUAAAGACUUAUUUGCUUGUGACUACUUAACAAUAUUUUUCAAAAAAUAAAUGAUAAACUUCAGUUGCGGAUGCCUUAAAUAGAAUACCUUGAAGUGCCAUUAUCAGGAAUAAGUGAAUUGACUAGAAAUGUGAGCGGAGAACUUCAUAUUGUUUCAUGAAAGGAGUAAGGGUCUUGGAAAUGGUCACUGAGACCAUGUAAAGUGAAUUAAAGAUUUUUAACUUCUUGUCCUACAAGUUAUUUUCAAUACUGUAACCUAAAUUUGAAAUAAGCUGAAAAUAAAAAUGAAACUAUGUCGAGAAAUGUUAGAUUCUUCAUGUUAUUUCUGGAUAACUCAUAUAAUUUCAAGUUAAGAUCAUGCCAAUGUAAAUUAAAGAAAUGUUUGCAUAAUGUGAUAUCUGUAUACAUAACCUUCUAGACAUGAAUAAUUGGGUCAAUUUCCAAUUUAAAUUAGAUGCAAGUUAGCUAUAUAAGUGAUGCAUGGAUUUUAAGUUGCCCUUUGUACCUCAAUAAACAAAAUACCAGCUUCCUGUCAUUAUAGAUUGAACCUGGCAUACAUUCGGCACCAUACGUAUCAAUAAAUUCAGUAAGAAUCUGCAUUUUGAACGAAAAGCAUGCAAGAGUUGAUGACUGCAAUUAGCUUUUACCAAGUGGCAAUAUUUCUAUAUGAUCCUUAUUUUGUAAACCAGGACCAGUGCUAAAAAUGAUUGCUGCUGAUAGAGAUAUUUCCAUAUGAUUACUGAACAGAAGAACUUUAGUUCAAAACAUAGAUGCAUUGGACUACAUGUGGCAAACUGUAAGCAUGGUUUAUUGAAUGUGUGGCUUCAUCUGUUUGUUCCUCACCCACCAGCAGUGUACCUACAGCUGUCCAUGGGUGGUUUUCAGCUUAUCAUUUGUUUCCAUUGUCGUCCUCACAACUAAUGAGAGAGCACUCCCAUGUUUGGCAUAAACGAAACCAUGAGAAAACUGUUUGGCUAGUUGCAAUUGAAAGCUCCCUGCGGAGUUUAAAUCCUCAAACCCAGACAUCUGUUUACUACUGAAGAAGAGAAGAGCCAGCAGAUGCAAUCACAGGUACUUUAGCCAUGGCUUAUCAUGUUAUCCCAAUGCGUCUGUAUUUUGUUAUAGAAAUAAUGAGAACAUGUUUGGAAUAUGCGCUUAGUAGUGUGAUCCUGUACAUUUAGAAAAAAUGAAAUAAAGUUUCACAUAAGUCAGUACAGGUAGUCCUUGCUUAGUGACUGCCUCAUUUAGUGACCUUUUGAAGUUAUGACAAUGCUAAAAAAACAACUUAGCAACCACUCCUCGCAUUUAUGACCUUCAAAGCAUCUCUGCUUUUAUUUUCGCUUGCUCGUUUAUCCCAUUUAUACCAGGAUGUCCCCAAAGAGAAAGAGAAAGAACAAGAAGCAAAGGAAAACUAAAGUAAAAUCAUAAAUACAGUUGUGGUCAUGUGAUUUUUCACUUAGUGACCGCUUUGCGUAACAACCAAGUUGCUGGUCCCAAUUGCAGUCACUAAAUGAUUACUUGUACAGCUUAUUCCAUGUGAAUGUGCAUAAGAUUGAUGGCACUUUUGCAUGUAUUUGGAUGUAAAUGCCACUGAAUUAGAUGGCAUUGUCUUUUGGAAAGAGUGCAUAUGAUUAGGCCAUUAAUCUCUAACGGAAACCAUUGUUAUAGGUUGACAGUAUGAUCCAUGUGUGCUAUGUGAAAUAAAUCAAUAGUUCAGUGUGUUUAAUGUUUAAAUAGAUUUAUGGCUCUUUAGAUUAUGAGAAUCUCUAUUUGGUAAUUCAAACUUGUCAUUUCUUUUUAAUAAACAAAUCUAAAAUUA
This is a messenger RNA of Candoia aspera, 4665 nucleotides long. Its product is annotated as CD99 antigen-like. Gene Ontology annotation, biological process: positive regulation of neutrophil extravasation; T cell extravasation; homotypic cell-cell adhesion. The record is from RefSeq and is a predicted model, not a curated record. The coding region runs from base 338 to 895 and encodes 185 amino acids. The transcript is spliced from 11 exons. NCBI's taxonomy places the organism in Eukaryota, Metazoa, Chordata, Lepidosauria, Squamata, Candoiidae. Gene Ontology annotation, cellular component: plasma membrane.